UCUGACAAUUCAUAUCCCUCACCUCUUCCCCUCACACCUCCAUUGAAUCAUCAAGUCUUCAUAGAAUAGAUUGUCGUAAAUAGAAAUUUCUAUUUUUUAUACCAAAUAACAAUUUCCAAUACAAUUGUGCUUAAAUAACGAAAUGUCGAGACCAGGGGAUAGACCAAAUCAAGCUCAAACCUACAAACUAGUUGUUGUUGGUGGCGGAGGCGUCGGCAAAAGUGCAAUUACUAUACAAUUCAUUCAGAGCUAUUUUGUGACCGACUAUGACCCUACGAUUGAAGACAGCUACACCAAACAGUGUGUAAUUGAUGAUAUUCCAGCAAAAUUGGACAUCUUGGACACAGCCGGCCAAGAGGAGUUCAGUGCAAUGCGGGAACAAUACAUGAGAUCCGGGGAGGGGUUCCUCCUGGUGUUCUCUGUGGCGGACCACGCCAGCUUCGAUGAACUGUACAAGUUCCACAAGCAGAUCCUCAGGGUGAAGGACCGAGAUGAGUUCCCCAUGCUGAUGGUCGGGAACAAGGCGGACUUGGAGUCUCAGAGAGUGGUGUCCCUCGAAGCCGCACAGGCUCUGUCAAGGCAACUGAAGGUGCCCUACAUCGAAUGCAGUGCCAAAGCCCGCAUGAACGUGGACCAGGCUUUCCACGAGUUGGUCAGGCUGGUCAGGAGGUUCCAGGAGGCCGAGAGGAUCCACACUAAAAACGAACACCCACCGAAGAAGAGGAAAUGCGUGAUUUUGUAACGGAAGACUUGCAAGCUUUAAUGUAGAGUGAGUGUUGCCAGUUUAUUUUUUUAUUUAUACUUUUUUGAAGGUUAUUAAAAGUUUUGUUUGAAAUAGAAAAUAAUAGGGAACACACGAUUUUCUUUGGGUCCAUGUUUGUAAUCCAUAAAUUUUAAUGGUAUAAUUAGAAAACGGCAGAUUUUUGUUUUACAUAAAUUUGAUAUUAUUUUGCAUAACUUUUUAUAUUCAAAACUGUGAUCAUGCCAAAAUUAUUUUCUUUAAAUUAUGCAAUAAAAGAAAUGGUAUCAAAAAUGGACCCUUAAAAAAAUUACUGCCCAUUAUACUUAUGAUCACGGAAGUACAUAUUAUCUGGAAGCCUUUAAAAUAAAUCGGAAAUGAAAAUUUACCUCAAAAUUUUUUGUUGCUUCCUCUGUCUCUGUCUAACUACACUAAUUUAAAAAAGACGGAGAUUCGGAAAAUUGUAUUAGAGAUGGAAAUACAAUGAGGUCAGUGGAGUGGAGGUAGUUUUUUUCAUUCUGAUAUUUUUAUUUAGGAAUUUGGCUUCCAGAUUGUACGUACUUCCGUGCAUAAGACCAAUGAUUAUAUGAAUCCUUGGUACAAAUUCAGUUCAGUUGGCAGAUGUAUUUUUAAUUGCAUAUUUUAUGACGACUUUCUUUCGUUUUAUCGAAGAUGUCAAAACGGGAAAAUAUGUGGUUGCCAGAAAACAAAAUUAUAACGAAAAUGCUUUGUAGUUAUAAUUGAAAAAAAAUAGUAUAUUAUUAAGCAUCGACAUACGGAUUCUUCAGCUAUAUCUGGCGGCGAAAAAUAAUGAAUUUUAUAUGAUGGUGCUAAUUUUUUGGUAGUAUUUUACAGUAGCUCAGGAUUCUACUUAUCCUAAGUAAUUACGCGCCAAGAUGCAGUUAGUUUUUUUUUCAAUUUAGUCUCAUGAACAUACUGUUUUUUGUUAUCGAGACAAUCAUUUCUCUUUAUUCACAGUGUUACCGCAUAACAGAAACAUAAAUCACAAUAUUUUUUUUUUUAAUAAUCACAUUCUUGAAAAGGUUGUAUACUUUUAAGUUUACAUUGCACCAUAUAGUUAUUUAUAGACAAAAUAGAUUUAAUUUCUCUACAGUGUAUUUUUUGAUAUUAUACAUUUUUAUCUACAUUAUUUUUGUAACAACUUUUGUGGCUUUCACAAAUUUAAUAAAAUAUUUAUUCAGUUUUAGUAUAAGGUUAAUUUGUUUUAAAUCAGGAUGUUACUGGCAAAAUUGAUAUUUUGCUUGGUUUUAUACCUGAUUUAUCAAAAUAUUACAUUUAAUUAUUUCCAUAGGUUAACAUAUUAUUUGUUUUUAAUUUAUGUAAACGUUUUUGUUAUAUUCACAAUAUUCUGUUUGCUUUAUUUUUUACUAUUCAUUUAGACGUUCGGCAUUAUACAUUAACUAAUCAUUCUUGUGCAAUAUUAUUUCCUACGGUGCCAUACCAACAUUAAUUACAAGAAAUAGUUGAAAAUUGGGUAGAAAAACACUAUCUGCAAUAGUUACGCAAGAAAAAUUUUGUUAUUUAAACUUUAUAAUGAUUAAAAAGAACAAUCGAUGCAAUAAAAACGAAAAAAAAUUUUGUUGUUUUAAUAUUAAAUAUUGCAUUCUAAUUAAAUGUAACCAAACUAAGUAUGUUUACACACGCACACAUUUUCUUUUUUUUUAAACAUAUAAUUGUAGUGAAACGUCUUGAAACCAAAUACUAAUUUAUAUAAUUCGUUAUCGUACCUUUUCAGUGAAUUAUUUAAUUUAGCAUAAGUUUUGCGUUUGGAGUAUAGCAAUGCUCUGGACAAUAUAAUACUUUAAUUAUGAGUGUACCUAGUAUAAAUGUAAUAAAAUAGUAAAAAUAUAAUCCCCGCUGAAUAAUGCGAAAAUAUUAUCCAUUACAUUUUGAUACAUCUUUUAUAAGUACGUUAAAUGGGAAAAAACUAUCGCAUCAGAAAUAAAUUAAACGUUUAUAACUCUUACGAUUUUCGAAAAUCAGGAUUUGAACCCGGAUCCAAAAAAGAAUGUAACUUUUUUAAAUAGAUUUAUAAUAUAAUAUAUACAUUUUUGUAUUACAUUAGUUUUUUUUACAUUUUACGCUAGUACAUAAUGCAUUCUUAUAAUCAUAUACAAUUAUUAUUUAAUACCUAUAAGGUUACUUGAAGACACUGAACUUUGUCGUUGUUAAGAAAUACAGGUUUACUUAAUAACGUUUUCCAUUACAUAAGAUUCACAAUUUAUUAGCUUUAUUACUUUUUAAAGAAGUUAUAUACUAUAUUAUCGCAUAUAUUUUUGAAAAUUCCAUAAUUUACUGUUUUAUAUUAUAUCAUAGAAAUUUGACAAAUUUUUAUAUUUAAAUAAUAUGAAUUUGUAAUCGAUUUUAUUGAGUUAUUAUUUUAUAAAAAAAUCACUGCCAUUGUUUCUGUCGAAAUUAAACGUUGUGAAAUUAAGCCAGUAAAAUAAUAAAAAAAAAAAAUAAGAUUGGUAAAAAAUAUGGUUUAAAAGCUAAAUAAAAUAAUUUUACAUAGGCCAGACGUGUCGCGUAUGAUAUAAUUCCGUCACACACGAAGCUAUUAUAUAUAUUAUUUCUUUAUUUCAUGUAACGUAUUAAUUUAUUAUUGUCUUACCUUAGAGUUAAGGUAACAGUAUUCCGUAUUCGGACUAAUACUAGGAAACUGCAAAAAAAAUACAUACAUAAUUUUAAAAAAAAUAUUGCAGAACAUCACUCUCAAAUCACACCAUGCUGGUUAAUAAUUAUAUUAAAACGGAGUGAAUUAAAAAAAAACACUUUUUAUUUAAUUUCGUAACCAAGUGUUAUUGGAAAAUGAAAAGCAUUAUUUAUAAAAGAGGGGUUGAAUUUUUUUUUUUCAUAUUGUGUUCUAUCAAAUUAAUUAUUUUCAAUGUGUGGUUACGACAUUGUUGUGUUGAUGUUAGUUAUUGCGCAAAAUAUAAAGUCAUCACUCCAGAAUUUUUCUUUUUUUGCCUACAUAAACUACAAUCUAAGUAUAAUUAAAAAAAUAAUUUAGUAUGUAUAUUUAACGCAACCCUUGUCCGAUCAGAAUAUGUAAGUCUUAAUGGUAAUUAAAUGUAAAAUAAAAAAAAACAUAAGCUAACUUAAUAAAUAAAACAUUAUUUAUAAUAAUUUCCCAAAUAUAAAAAAAAUAAUAAAGUGACAAUGCAGUAAACUAACAUUCCAAAAUUUACAUGUUCCGACGUGUAAAUUUUGGAAUGUAAGUUUACUGCGAUCGGACAAGGUUUUCGUUACAUUUUAAUAAAAGAAUACCCUGAAAUAUUUAUUUUGUAUGUUUUAAAUAUGAUGUAUCUUUACUAUUAUAACUUUAUUGGACGGCGUCUGCGCAUCUGAUGUUCGCAAAAAAAUUAUCUCAUUAUUUUUGGAUCCCGAGAGAUUAUAUCCAUUUAUAGGCAGCUUAUCUCGAAGACGUUGUCAUUUUUGUUAGUCAUAACUGUAGGUAUUGUUAGUCAUAACUGUCAAAUACAAGUUUUUUAUCAUCGAUUUUAUCGAAAAUAUCGACAUAUCGAUAUGGAAACGCCGUUCAAUGUACAGCACUAGCUAGGCGAGUGCAAUAAUCAGCUUUAAUACGGGCACCGCCCGAUAACAGACUAAACUGUUGUUCAGCUUAUAUCGUAUUGGAUUAAACAUAUUGUAACAA
This is a messenger RNA of Amyelois transitella, 4415 nucleotides long. It is a transcript of the gene Ras64B, whose product is annotated as ras-like protein 2. NCBI's taxonomy places the organism in Eukaryota, Metazoa, Arthropoda, Insecta, Lepidoptera, Pyralidae. The record is from RefSeq and is a predicted model, not a curated record. Gene Ontology annotation, cellular component: plasma membrane. The coding region runs from base 143 to 742 and encodes 199 amino acids. The transcript has 4 exons. Gene Ontology annotation, molecular function: GDP binding; GTP binding; GTPase activity. Gene Ontology annotation, biological process: signal transduction.